Gossypium raimondii (Peruvian cotton) is the source of this 1516-nucleotide messenger RNA. Its product is annotated as pectinesterase inhibitor 6. Bases 819 to 1409 code for a protein of 196 amino acids. Lineage: Eukaryota; Viridiplantae; Streptophyta; Magnoliopsida; Malvales; Malvaceae. The record is from RefSeq and is a predicted model, not a curated record. Gene Ontology annotation, molecular function: enzyme inhibitor activity. Gene Ontology annotation, biological process: negative regulation of catalytic activity. The transcript has a single exon.
CAUGAUCAUCACAUUCAUGUGAACUGCACCAUUGAUUUGAUAGAAUCAUGUGAAUCGAACUAAAUAGGAUAUUGAUCCUCUCCCCUCCUUUUAGGUAAAGCAAUCAAGUUUUAAAUACCCCAAAAGCUUCAAUGGCUGCUAAAAAGUAACUGCAAUUAACUGAAAACCGCCCUUAUUUGGCACGCCAUUAACUUUCUUUCACACACACUGCUCAAGUCUUUACCAUUAUACAACUCAAUGAUAAGUACUAUCUGAAACCUAUAUAUGGGAUUAAUUUCAUGCCGAUUUGAACUCUAGAGACCUAUUGAAUGUGACCUUUUUACAAUACCAGAAUUUGGUUGAAACCCUAAAAAUUAAUUGUGAUAAAAGGAGUGAUGGUUUACAAAUGUUAUGUUAAUUACUUUUGCUGUAUGCGCAACGAUUUGAUCCUCUACAGGCAUGAACAUAUUUUCAUCAUCAUCAUAAAAAAGAAAAAAAAAGAAAAGAAGAAGAUAACCUAACAGAUCUAAUCUGAAUCUAAAUUCAUGAGCAACUCACCUGUCCUUUCACAUGUUCUUCACCCUUUAUCUUUGACAACCCUAUUCUAAUCCCUUCUUAAAUUUAUUGCAUUCACCAUUCUCUUGCCUUUCCCUUUUCCCUUUUCAAAAGGAGUACCAUCAGUCAGUAUAAAAAAUGCCCUUUAUAAACCUAUUCUCUGUAUAUCAAAGUUCAUAAAACAAAGGGCUCUCCCAGCCUUUACAUGAAAUCUAUUCAGCUUCUUUUUCAACCUUGUGUUCUGUUUCUUUUCUUUUCCCGUAAGUAAUCCCUAGGUUACUUUAAUGCUAAUGGCAAACACCAAUGUUUACCUUACACUUUUGCUUCUCUUAAGCGUCCUAAAAUGGGUUCAAUCAACACCACACUCAUCAACCAACUACGUUCAAGAUGCAUGCAGUGUAACCCGAUACCGUGCCCUUUGCAUCAACACACUAGCACCCUUUUCCAGCACUGCGAAAACAAGUCCAAGCAAAUGGGCACGGGCUGGGGUUUCAAUCACCAUUGGAGAAACCAAGAAAGUCACUCAAUACUUAAUGAAAGUGAAGAAUUACAGAACGAUGAAAGGGAGUUACAAAAUCCCACUCUCGGAUUGCAUCGAGUGUUUACAAGAUGCUAUCGACCAACUACACGGCUCACUUGGGGUUCUCAGGAAGCUUAAUGCCAGAAAUUUUUACGCACAAAUGGGGGACAUAACCACAUGGUUGAGUGCAGUUCUUACUGAUCACGAAACUUGCUUAGAUGGUUUCGAGAAUCCGAGAGGAAAACAAGCCAAAAUGGUGCGGAAUCGGGUUUUGAGGUCCUCGUAUUUUACUAGUAAUGCAUUGGCUUUGGUCAAUAAACUUGCUACCUCUGGGUUGGACAAUACGGUAGCAUGAUAUGUAUUCAGUAUAGUAAUAAGAGCCACCAGGCAUCAACUAGUCUUUUGUUUCCAUGCAGCCAUGUAUGAAUUGAAUAUUAAUAGCUUGUUCAUGUGAUUCGUAAA